CGGCUUCACUACAGUGUGUCAUCACUGUCGGAGACGCUCAUUUCAGAUUUGGAUCUGUUAACCCAAUGGGCCUAUCGUAAUUUCGCUAAAUCUAAAGCCCCGAUUUGUGUAACACAGUCUUAAUCUUCUCCUAUAAAUUCAUCCACUCCGUGUCACUGUUGCCCCUCUGAACUUGACUCUUAACCAGCUUGAAUUCCAAAAAUUACCAAAAUAGCGUAUAGCCUUAGCUGGAAAUCUAUUUUUUGUGGCGUUUUAGAUUGUUAAAAUCGAGUCACAAGCUCUACAAAAUGGGUUCACAAGCUGUUGAAGAUUUAAUCGAGGCUUCAUCAGGGGUUCAUUAUUCUGGAUUUCAUUUGGAUAAUAUAGAGUCAAGUACCUCGACAACUGAUACUAUCAAGCAACCCUUUGUCAUUGGAGUUGCUGGAGGUGCAGCAUCGGGGAAAACUACAGUUUGUGAUUUGAUUAUUGAGCAGCUUCGUGAUCAGCGUGUUGUACUUGUUAACCAGGAUUCAUUUUAUCAGAAUUUGACACCAGAGGAACUUAAAAGAGUUCAUGAAUACAACUUUGACCAUCCUGAUGCAUUUGACACCGAUCAAUUACUGUGCAUUAUGGAUAAACUGAAGUGUGGUCAAGCUGUAGAUAUUCCAAAAUAUGAUUCCAAGAGCUAUAAAAACGAUGUCUUCCCUGCUCGAAGAGUAAAUCCCUCAGAUGUUAUAAUUUUGGAAGGUAUACUCAUUUUUCAUGAUCCGCGUGUACGAGAUUUGAUGAAUAUGAAGAUAUUUGUAGAUACAGAUGCUGAUGUACGUCUGGCGAGGAGAAUAAGACGUGACACAGUUGAAAAGGGUAGAGACAUUGGCAUGGUACUCGAUCAGUACUCAAAGUUUGUGAAGCCUGCUUUUGAUGAUUUCAUACUUCCAACAAAAAAGUAUGCUGAUAUUAUCAUUCCUCGGGGAGGAGACAAUCAUGUGGCUAUAGAUUUGAUCGUUCAACAUAUUCGGACUAAACUUGGUCAACAUGAUCUUUGUAAAGUAUAUCCUAAUCUAUAUGUCAUUCAAUCAACUUUUCAGAUACGUGGUAUGCAUACACUUAUACGUGACGCUCAAACAACAACACAUGACUUUGUCUUUUACUCUGAUCGGCUGAUCCGCUUGGUUGUGGAACAUGGUCUUGGACAUUUGCCAUUUACUGAAAAGCAGGUGAUCACUCCAACAGGAUCAGUGUACACUGGUGUGGAUUUUUGUAAGAGGUUAUGUGGUGUCUCUGUAAUUAGAAGGUACAAAUGAUGGAUCUCAAUUUUAACACCCACCUCCCCAGGUUAGCAAGCACUUCAUGUCCUCUUUAGUGUAUCAUGUGUUGGUUUUCAUACCUCUCAUUUAUUUCCAUUCUUCUCUACUGCUUCUAAUUUCUUGCAGCUGAUUUACGAAAAGCUGCCAAACGACAUCUCAGAUAGACAUGUCUUGCUAUUGGAUCCAAUACUGGGCACAGGAAAUUCAGCUGUUCAAGCUAUUUCUUUACUUAUAAAGAAGGGCGUACCCGAGGCCAACAUCAUAUUCCUCAAUCUCAUCUCUGCACCUCAAGGAGUACAUGUCGUCUGCAAACGUUUUCCUAGAAUAAAGAUAGUGACAUCUGAGAUUGAAAUCGGUUUGAAUGAAGAAUACCGCGUUAUCCCUGGCAUGGGUGAGUUUGGUGACCGAUACUUUGGCACAGACGAUGAAUGAACCACCUAAACCGGCCCCCACCGGCAGUUAUACUAGAGAUGAAUUUCCCUUCCCAAUAAUUACUUACAGAAAAGAACUGAACGUACUCGGUUUUGGUACAAUUUUUACUGUGCUAGUGCUUGCUUUACCCAUUUAAGCAUGCAGGGAAUAUCAUUCUUGUUUGUUUGAGACUUAAGAACUAUGCAUAUGAUAAAUAAGGUAUACUUUGUUUUCAUAUUCCAGCUGAUUGUUUCUCAU
This is a messenger RNA of Olea europaea var. sylvestris, 1955 nucleotides long. RefSeq names its product uridine kinase-like protein 3. The record is from RefSeq and is a predicted model, not a curated record. NCBI's taxonomy places the organism in Eukaryota, Viridiplantae, Streptophyta, Magnoliopsida, Lamiales, Oleaceae. The transcript has 13 exons. Gene Ontology annotation, cellular component: cytoplasm. Gene Ontology annotation, molecular function: ATP binding; kinase activity.